This is a messenger RNA of Anopheles funestus (African malaria mosquito), 2123 nucleotides long. It is a transcript of the gene hbn, whose product is annotated as retinal homeobox protein Rax. Bases 626 to 1642 code for a protein of 338 amino acids. NCBI's taxonomy places the organism in Eukaryota, Metazoa, Arthropoda, Insecta, Diptera, Culicidae. Gene Ontology annotation, biological process: regulation of transcription by RNA polymerase II. The record is from RefSeq and is a predicted model, not a curated record. The transcript has 5 exons. Gene Ontology annotation, molecular function: DNA-binding transcription factor activity, RNA polymerase II-specific; RNA polymerase II transcription regulatory region sequence-specific DNA binding.
UGUGGCAUGCGCACUAGAUCACGUCAGGGGUUUUGCAGUAGCUGUGUGUUUGUAUAUGUGUGUAUGGGAGGGUUACCCUGUUCCCAAAGGCUCCUAAGUUCCAUAAUGCAACGGUGUUUGUAACAGCUCGUAGGGAGGGAAACUCUAUUUGGAAUGUUUUUAAUAUUUAUUCGACGGGUUCACACUGUUCGACGUUCACUUCUAGGCAGACAUUCGAGCAGAUCACUUCGGGCGUUAGUGAAGUAGGCAGAUGACGGUUGGUUGGUUGUGGUUUAUGAUUUAUGAUAAUGAUCGGAACAGAACAGUGCUGGAUGUGAUUACGUGAAAAGAUUGUAUUGAAACAUUUAAAAAUACGAAUUUGUGCAAAUUAAAAACAGAACGUGAUUAUAACGACUAAUGAAGUGAUCGUGCGUGUGCAACUUGUUUGCUCAAAAAAGUGUGUAAAGUGAUAAAACUGUACAAGUGACUGGUUUAACUUGCAAAAAAACUCACCUAGAAACGCAUUUAAAAUUUAUUUCAUUAAAAGCAAAAAAGUAAAAGCUACAAAAAGACUACGAUCUUCCAUUUAAUAGUGUUGUGUGAAGUGUAGUGUAUUGGAACCAUUCAUUCAACAACUGUUGAAUCAAUGUUGAAAAUGAUGUCCGGAGCUGUGCACGCCGAAUGCGUCAUCCGCGCACCGCCACAGAGCAGCGCAAUAUCGAAGCCGAGAGCUGUCUACAGUAUAGAUCAAAUUCUGGGCAAUCAUCACCAUACGCGAAGGACUAAUGGCACCAGCAACAACAACAAUAACAACAGUCUUACGAUUAACAACAACAAUAAUAGUCUCGAUCAGGAAAACUCGCUCAAACGCGAAGUGGAGGUGCAUGAUGGGGUUGGCGGCGAUGUGGACAACGAUGAUGAGCUACCGAUCAUGGGUGAUAUCGAUCCGAUGGAUAACGAUCCGAACGAUAUGGGCCGUCCGAGAAAAAUUAGAAGAUCUCGGACAACGUUUACCACGUAUCAGCUGCACCAGCUGGAACGGGCGUUCGAGAAAACGCAGUAUCCGGAUGUGUUCACCAGGGAAGAGCUGGCGAUGCGGUUAGACCUUAGCGAAGCGCGUGUACAGGUUUGGUUCCAAAAUCGUCGUGCAAAGUGGCGCAAACGAGAGAAAGCCAUGGGACGGGACACAUCUGCCUUCCUCCAUCACGAACAAGGAAUGCCUGAGUUUCCACUGGCGCUACCGCUAACACACAACAUACCCCAUCCAGCGCUUCCGACCGAAUUUUGGCCACCGAACUUUGGCCUACAUCACUCACUGUUGCCGGGUACGCACGGAUUGCUGCACCCGAACGUGAUGCCUAACUACAAGAUACCGAACUUCCAUGCGAUUCUGUCACAGUACAUGGGGCUGAACAAUCUGUUCGGUGGCUAUCCGCAGAAUCUCAGCAUUAACACACGCAUCAGCCCGCCGAACAGCCCGAAGGAGAGUCCCACCAGCGUGCCAAUCAUACCGGGUGCGGCCGGUCUCAACAAUACGAGCAACAGCAGUACGCACAGUGGCGGCAGCAUGCUCAGCAGUAGCAGCAGCAGCAGUAGUAGCAACUCCAACAUUAGCGUCGGAAGCAACAGCAAUACCAGCAAAGAGUGCAUUGUUGAGAAGUAAGAUCGUUUAGAGAAAAAGGGGAACGUGCCGACGAAGAUGCAAUAUGUACGUAAAUGAGAACACACAGGAACGUGUUAGUUAGAGUUAGUAAUGGAUACUCAUUUCCUUAAACGACAGCAGAAGGAGUUGUAAAUAGUGCGCAACAGGAACUGGAACUGGCUCGGCAUAAAAGUAUGAAAGCAUGGGCUGUACCAUUCGUAUACGUGAUUUAAGUUAAAAAGUUUUCGUUUGUUUUAUCGUAAUGUUUUAGUCUGAUAGUAUAUUCUCUCCCAUAAACAAAGCAGGACACAAGAGAACCGAUCGUAGUACGGUACUAAGGAUUAAUCGAUAUCGAGGGCGUAUCUAUAUUGCGGCUAAUCAGCAUGUACAUAUAAUAUUUAAAACGUAAAAUGACACUGUUUAGCGAGAUGAUAAUGUUAGAUUGCGUCCAUGAUAAGAGCAAAGACACAUAAAUAAACGGUUAUCAACAUACAUUAGUGAA